AUGCGAGAGGCGCAGGAAUUUACGGAAUGGCUAGCUGCAGCAGCCCAGCCCCACUGGACGCACCGCGGCCAGCUGGAGCAGCCGGUUUUGGUGGUUGGAGUUGUGGCUAAGAGCUCGAAAACCGGAGACCACGGUGGGAAACUGAUUGAUCAGCUCGUUGAGAAUGCGGUGUUUUGUGGAAGCUUCGAUAAACAUGUUGGAGGAAGUGUGAGUCUAUUUUAUGUUUUGUUUUUUUGGAAGUUUAGGGAGGAAUCGAAGAGUUGUUGGAGUUUUGCCAUCUAGUGUAAUGUCGAGAAAUCGAAUUUUUAGUGAUUGUGUGAUUUAAAAAAUAUUAGGUUGAUUCAAAAGUUUUUCCACAUGUCUUAAAAAAAUUUUAAAAAAUUUAGACCAAAGCCAGUGGGCCUGGUGUAUAUCUUUUUAGAAAGAGGGCUGUUUGUAGAUUAUAGUAGAUUAAUAACUUUUUACAGCUUAGCAAUUUGUAGUAGUAGCGACGUGUUAAACCUUAACUACUCGAAGGAAGAAAAAGUAAACCGCCGGCGUUACGUCUACAGUGGCUGUAUCUUCUUAAUAUUCUGGAAUAUGGUAUGCCUGUAUGUAAUCUCUAUGGCAUCGUGGACAAUUUGCUAUAGGGCUAGUCGAAAAAUUUUUAGUGCGAAAAAUCAAAAAUUAGGGUCUGGCAAAAGUAGACCCUGUAGACGCAGCUAUUAGAAGCACUAAGAGAUAACGCUUUCUGUUAUUGUAGUGUAUGAGUAGCACUACAACGCCAACGCUAAACAUUCGCGCUAGCUUUAGCUAUGCGACAGAAAAAUCGAAUCUUUCUAAUCUUAGCUGGACCACCCUGUAUUUUACGAAAUUUAGGGGAUGUUUACAAAAACGUUUUCUGUUCAUUACUCUCGCCCGGUAUCCUAGUUAUUUAAUAAAUAAUUGAUCCUACUUGACAUACACUAUCAGUUGCUAGACGCGCUAAGCUGAAGGUCCGCUUGCCAUACCAGUAAAAAAAUUACAAAAAUUCGCCUAAAAGUGCAGUUCAUGCUACUUUUCUACCUUAUAAGGCAAUUUCAGUUGGUGACUUUUUGAAUGUAUCAUCAGCAUACUGUCUUUGUACAACCUGAAUGGCAGCCGAGUCAAAAAAAUCUAACUCCUUUCAAAAAAUUUUUAAAAAUCUGCUUUAGAUCGGUAGCUCGGCUCUCCGGCCAACUUUAUGGGAUGCUACAAAAAAAGUCAGUGUAGAUAUAAGUAGAGCAAUAAAUUCAGAAGAAACUACAGCCAUCCCAAGUACGAAUAACCCAAAACCCGAGACUUUUUAGUGGGCUGGAAAAUUGCUAGGGCCCGGGAUAUUCACCAUGACACAAACGGAGAAAUUUUUAGUAUGUUUGAAGUAUUCUGAAAGGAAGCUUGUAGAAAAUAAAAUGCUACGAAUCAAAAAUUUUGCAAUGUUCUGCCCCAUACAUCUAUGCUUUUAGUUUUAACAUACAUUCAAUCAGGCUCCAGAAAUUUUAUUUUGAAGUGUCUCAAAAAAAUGUGGAAAAACUUUUGAAUCAACCUAAUAUUUUCGGAUUAUAUCUGUUGCCUUAUCAUAACAUUUUCUUUAACGGGAGGUUUAGUUUUCGAGGAUUUUGACAGUCGACAUCAGAUCAAGUGCAAUAUAAAAAAAGAAGUGUUUUCUCGAAAAAUUUUAAUAUUUUUAUACUGAUUAUUGUAAAAUAGGUUUGUAGACCUUUUCUUUUUUUUAGAUCGAAGUCUUUUACUCGCCGUAUCAUCAAAUAAUUUUCUUGUACGUGAACAGCUAUCAUGACGGACACUUGCAGCCGUCUUUGUUCACUGAAGACAAAGUAAGCCCAUUUCAAUUUUUCUAUCUUCUUUUUAGAGCUUUUUCGAUGUUCUGAAGGACGUGGAGAGUUUGUUUAUCAAAUACUUAUUCGUUAUCUUUUUGUUAUCGCAUGUUGUUACAUUCAUUCAGCCGGAUACACGGCUCGAUUCAACGUUAAUUAGACAUCUUUUGGCCGUCAAUGAGAUGAGGUGAGAUCUAAUUUAGUUUUAGAGGAAAAAUUGUGUGGAAAAUUUUUGUCUAGUGUAAUAUAAAUUUCUUUACUUUUAGAGCCCAAACCCGUCCAACGUACGCCAGACGUCUUGCCAAUGCCUCUGGACUUCCUGGAGUUUGGUCGGAUGAAGGACGUUUGGCUUUACCUAGGAUCUUAUUCAUCAUGCACGAGAAUCGAGUCAAAAGAGGUUCUGUUCUCAGACCAGGCCAAAAUUUUCAUGAUUAUGACUUGACGGUAGGAUUUUUCAUUCAAUUGGGACCUCUGAUUUUUAGGUCGAGCGCCUCGAGCGGUCCAGAGAAUAUCAACUUGUCCAUCUUUUGAAGUCGCAGUCCUUGACUGCCGAACAUCUGUAAGUCCAUUUUUAUACCUUAUUUUUCUUCCGUUUUUAGUGGUAUUGCCUUGGCCAGUCUGUCUCCUCAUCGCAUCCCAUUUGUCCAUGUUGUGGACCCGGCCAACACCGAGACCAACGUCAUCGAAGAAUGCCUUCUCAAUUUGUGCAAAGGCACCAUAAAAAGCUCGAAUUUUGGUCGCCUAAUCGACGACAACCUGAGGCCUGUGACCAAAGCAGAAGCAAGAGUCAAUGCCAGCGAGUUUUUAUUGGGCCAUGUGAAGGAUAUCCUCAAGAGGGAGUCGAAGCAAUCCUUUUUCUUCUUGAUACCCACACUGGAAAAGUUUAUUCAAGGUUCCAGUGUGUUGAUGGAAGCCUUGGAAGACUUUUCGAUUGUGAAAAAUGAUAAACUGGCAAGAUGGUUGUGUGAGGAGAGUCAUUUUGAGAAUGAGUAAGUUGGUUUUUUGAAAGAUUUUUUUGGCUAUAUUGUAGUAGGUGGUAUUGGAAAAAUCUUGUGGAUGAAGGUGUCAGAUUUUGUUAAAAAGUGGUAGUUGGUUUUGUAAGACAUGGUGGCCUUUAUUUUUUUGGUUUUUUUAAAUUAUAUGUUGAAAAAAUUAUAUUAUAGUAGACAUCAGAUGAUAAAUUUUGAUUUUUGGUCUUAUUUUAGCCUUAAACUGGGUCUGAAUGAAGUAAAUUGCAUCGUAGUGCUAUAAAAUUAUUUCUAGUUUGACUUCGCAGUAUUUCCGAGCUGCUACGGACCUCUAUCGAACCCUUUUAAAUAAUGGUAAACCAAUAUCGAAGAUCACUCAGAACGUGGAGAUCAGUGGCGCCAGACAUUUGAAAGCGGUAAGAGUGAAGAGUAAUUGAAUUUCCAGCAAGCUUGUUGAUAUAUCUCAACGUUUUUUAUACAAUUACGAUGUUAUAUCUGAUGUUGUAGAUCAAGUAUAUCGGAGCUUUCCUUCGUCUCACAAUGAACAGCACUCAAUUGGACGCCCUGUGGCCUGUGAUCCUAAAGAAAUGUCAAGUAGUUUUCAAAGGAUCAACCAACGUUUGUGAUGCGUUGUCGGUCACAAAUACCCGAUGUAGAUUGUUGGCCCAUAAGGAAAGAAGCCCCUAUAUGUCCGGCAAAUCCAUGGAUGAAUGUCUAAAGUAAGGGUUGCUGGAGAAAAUGGGACAUUUUGAAGCUGUCAAAGGCAUUUUGGGCAGCGAAUAUUGGGAAAAGGCAAUUGAAAAGGGCUGAAAAGAUUAUAAAAGUGAAAAAAUUUAGGGUAACAAAAAAUUUUUUUUUUGUUGUGUUUUCGACCUCCAGACGCCUCAAUACUCAGUUUCAAUUUUUUUAUGAGUUACUGUAAUUUUUCCUCACUCCAAUUUUUAAAAAUUUAAAUUGGAGGUACCGCGAUUGCGGAGUUGGACGAUUGGGGAAACCGAAAAGUAUUAUUUUUCUUCGAUGCAAGUGUGAAAUUAGGAUAAUCGAGGGUGCUGAUUUCGAAAACGAAAUUCAUUUUUUGAUCCUUACUUUUUCCUUAAGUAGUACUGUAAAGUAGUAAUUUUUUGAAUUUUAUUUAUGAAUACUCGAUUUGGGCGGUUUUGACGGUGCUGAUUUCGAAAAUUUCAUUCAUUUUUUCUGAUUUGAAAUUUUGAAAUCAGCACCGUCGAAAACCCCCCAAAUCGAGUAUUUGUGAAAAAAAUUCGAAAAAUUACAACUUUACAGUACUACUUAAGGAAAAAAGUAACGAUCAAAAAAAAAAAAUGAAUGUCAUUUUCGAAAUCAACACCCUCGAUUAUCCUAAUUUUGGCACUUACAUCGGAGAAAAAUAAUACUUUUCUGUUUUCCUAAUUGUCUUUUCCCCAAUUGGCCACUUCCCAGUCGUCUUUUUCGCCAAUUGACGACGUUCCAAGCAUUUUUGAGAAAUUUAGUUUUUAUCAUUUUAGAGGCCGUUGUUUCAACCACUUUUCCGGCUAUUCUCACCUCUCAACCUGCAGUUGCGGCCAAUCGCAGAAGCUCCGAAAUGACCCGUUCGAUGCCAAAGAGGCGAACUACGACUUUUACACUCAAUUUGGCUGCUGCAAAAAGCUGGAGAACAUGCCUUUCAAGCUGUACAAUCCAGGCAUCAAGUGUAAGUUAAGUUUUGUAAAAUUUUGAUUUUUUAGGGGAUGUAACCACAACGGAAACGAUGGUGGUCAGAAAAGGAGAGCCUCCCAAGCCUCGUGGAGUCAAGUUGUUGUCCAGAAAACGGGAGGAACCCCAGGAAAAUGGCUUCAAAUCCCAGAAAUCCGACUCCUAUGUCAUUAGCCGCCCAAAAUCGCAGUCAAGAAUGGUCAAUGAGCUCACAUGGCAAUACAACAAGAUGUGUCAUGAACACUCGACAAACUAUCUUCAUCAUAUGUGGUUUACGAAGGUCCCAAAUGGCGAUAUAGGAAGUGAAAAUCCGAAAAUCGAGGAAAAAGUGAAAAAUGGCGCUCAAAAAGUGGAGAAAAAGAAGGGUGAUGCGAAAGAGGGAAAGGAAUUGCUCCCAUUGUACCCGUCGUGGUCUGUGGUUUGUCUGGGACCGGCCAAAAUUUACAUACACGCCAAUGGGAUCAAGGACCAGCCCAAUUUCAUAAAAGGCUCCGACUUUUUGCUCCCAUGGGAUUUAAACCUCACCGUGAAGUCGGAACGAUGGCUGCAGGGCAUGAAGGAGAUCCUCAAAGUGGACCGACUCCCAUGGCGAGAGAAGAGGCUCGACGAGGACCCGGCAAAGGGAACGCAUCGCGAGAAAGUUAAGGUAAGAAGUUGGGCAAGUAUAAGGUCAGAAGUGAGGGAUGGUGAGGGGUGUAUUGAAAAUUGUGGUCGGAAUGGAUAGAUGGAACUUUAAUAGAGAGAUAUUAGCAAUAUCAUGGAAACGAAGGUCGAUUCCUAGUGCAAUAUCGAAAAUGUCAAGCUUUUUGAUUUUUUUUGGUUUGUUUAUUUUUCCACAUGGUAUAAAUUGCAAAUAAACUCAUUCCGUAUGCCUUAUACUUUCUUAUUCCAGCUUUUUAUCGGAUUCGAAUACGAAUGCCCUCAGGGCCAUCGGUUUUUCUGCGACAAACCCCAGCACAUCUUGGCCCAUGAUCGAAACGACGGAUUGUUGAAGGUGAGCGUCGGUUUUUUUUGAGUUUAUCUUGCUUUUAGACGGACGCGGAAGAGCUGGUCAAGUCGAAUCUACCGUUGUAUGCGAGAUGCAAGUGCUCCAAGACGGUGGUUGUGAACGCCCAAUUAAUGAGAAUUCAUUUGGUCACUCCGAAAGCCCCGGUUGGUGUUAGAUUGGUUCCAAUGGUUAUGGUGAGUGGAAUUUUUGGAUAUUUGAAAGGGAUUUGGAGAGUUUUGAAAAGUGAUUUUGGGAUUUUUUACAAGGAAAGUACUUUUAUGGGGUACUUUUAUUAUAGUUACAGGUCGAGAGAUGUAUCAAAAAAAUCGCUAAACUUUUCAGAUUCAGAAUGUGUGAAAAUUUACUGCACAAUUUUGGUUUGUAAAGGUGAAAAAAUCCUCAGAAGUUUUCUUGCAACACCACGAAAAUACUUUUUGGCCAAGUUUUUACCAAUUCAAAAGCUUUGUUUUGCGCUAAAAUAAGCCCUGCAACCUUGACAAGCCUUAAAAUAUCAAAUUUGAUUAAUACUACGCAGAUGCCUCUUUUUUACAUUGGAACUGCGAAGUAGGGUGUAGUAUUAAUCAAAUUUGAUAUUUUAAGGCUUGUCAAGAUGCCAGGGUUUACAUUAGCUCCAAAGAAAGCUUUUGAAUUGUUAAAAACUUGGCCAAAAAGGCAUUUUCGUCGUGUUGUGAGAAAAGUUCGGAGGGAUUUUUCGCCCUUACAAACCAAAAUUGGGCAGCUAAUUUUUACAUAUUCUGAAUCAGAAAGGUUUUGCGAUUUUUUGAUAUACGUCUUGACCUGUAACUCCAUUCCCUAUAGAAGUACUUUCCUUGUGAAAAUUUUGACAUGUUUGUUCAAUUCCUCGAAUUCUUUUUUUAUUUUCAGCUGGAGAAUAGCGGGUACUUUCACAUGGGACAGAUUGCGGAGCUCUCCCACUCUCGCUACUACGUCCUCCGGCUCCCAUUUGUGUAUCAGAACAGCGAGAAGCUGCAUAAAAAGCCAAUUUCGACUCCGACGACUUGCGGCACCCUUUUGCCGAACGCAAUCCAAGUUUAUCCGAAGUGA
Bursaphelenchus xylophilus (pine wood nematode) is the source of this 6542-nucleotide messenger RNA. The record is from the annotation of a GenBank genome assembly. Lineage: Eukaryota; Metazoa; Nematoda; Chromadorea; Rhabditida; Aphelenchoididae.